AUGACGCAACUUCUCUUGGAGCAGAUAUGGCCAUACAUCCUUGAUAUACGUGUCCUACUCCUCAUCAAUAUGAACACAAGUGUCUUUCAAAUCACCUACACAUCUAUCGGUGAUGGAAACUCUGAUCACCAAUGCUGGGAGCGCCCUGAAGACAUAGAUACCCCUCGAACAUUAUAUAAGAUCACUGCCACUUCUCCAGGCACGGAGGUGGCUGGUGAAGCUGCCGCUGCCCUUGCUUCUGCAUCCUUAGCAUUCAAGGACGUUGAUUCUAACUAUUCAUCAAGCCUAUUGAUUAGUUCAAUAUCACUUUUUGAGUUUGCUGACAACUACAGAGGAUCUUAUCAAGCUUCAUGUCCUUUCUAUUGUUCCUACUCUGGCUAUCACGAUGAGCUAUUGUGGGCGGCUGCUUGGCUAUUCAAAGCAAGUAAAGACUCAAAAUACAUGAGGUUUGUAAUGGAAAACAAAGGAUGGAGUCAACCUGUUUCCGAAUUUAGUUGGGACAACAAAUUUGCUGGAGCACAGACAUUACUAGCAAAGGAAUACGUGGCUGGGAACACAAAACUGGGAAACUAUAAGAGUGAUGCCGAUUCGUUCGUAUGUGCAUUGAUGCCAGGAAGCAGCACUGUGCAAAUUCAAACAACCACAGGAGGGCUGCUGUACACACGAGAUAAUAACAACAUGCAAUAUGCUACGAGUGCUUCUCUCAUAUUGCUUGUCUACUCCAAAACGAUACAUAGGGGAGGAUUUGGUACAAUCCAGUGUGGCUCACUUUACUUUUCAGCAAUGCAAAUCAGAGCAUUUGCUAAAUCACAGGUGGAUUAUAUACUAGGAAAGAAUCAGCUGGGCAUGUCAUACAUGGUGGGAUUCGGUGUCAAAUACCCUAUGCAACUACACCACAGAGGUGCAUCCAUCCCUUCCAUCAGAGCUCACCCAACCAAGGUGGGAUGCAGUGAGGGUUACUCUACCUGGUAUGCUGCAAACACGCCAAAUCCAAACAGUAAUGUGGGUGCAAUUGUUGAAGGUCCAAAUUCCAAUGACCAGUUUAAUGACAUCCGAUCUGACUACUCGCACUUGGAGCCGACCACCUACAUCAAUACAGCAUUCAUUGGUUCCUUGGCUGCAAUGCUCGGGGGAAAUGGGUGCUUGCAGGUCAUAGGCACCCAUGCAAACCAUACUAAUUUACUAGUAAUGUAAUGCAAUGGUUUAAAAUGUAGUAGCUGGAUCAAUACCAGUCCAAUAAUACAGUAAUUGUGAUGAAGACGAUAAUAUAGAAGUCCUGCUUGCUUAAGGGAAGCCAGUAAUGACUAGCUUGUUCAUGCCUAACUACCCAACUCCAUUCAAGUUGGUGCCAUCAAAUGAUGAACAAGUAGGUAUGUAUUUAUGAAAUUGAGCCAUCACAACUCUGCCAUGUUGCUUUUCUUUUUGUCAAUUUAAAUUGAUCUAAACAUCAUCUUCCA
This is a messenger RNA of Magnolia sinica, 1457 nucleotides long. Its product is annotated as endoglucanase-like. The transcript has 7 exons. Gene Ontology annotation, molecular function: hydrolase activity, hydrolyzing O-glycosyl compounds. NCBI's taxonomy places the organism in Eukaryota, Viridiplantae, Streptophyta, Magnoliopsida, Magnoliales, Magnoliaceae. Gene Ontology annotation, biological process: carbohydrate metabolic process. The record is from RefSeq and is a predicted model, not a curated record. Bases 1 to 1194 code for a protein of 397 amino acids.